Messenger RNA from Acanthisitta chloris (rifleman), 542 nucleotides. RefSeq names its product RAB34, member RAS oncogene family (gene RAB34). The transcript is spliced from 7 exons. Gene Ontology annotation, biological process: endocytosis; phagosome-lysosome fusion. Gene Ontology annotation, molecular function: GTPase activity; GTP binding. The record is from RefSeq and is a predicted model, not a curated record. The annotation marks the transcript as partial. Lineage: Eukaryota; Metazoa; Chordata; Aves; Passeriformes; Acanthisittidae.
CUUUUGCAAAGACACCUUCGACAAGAACUACAAGGCGACCAUCGGGGUGGAUUUCGAGAUGGAGCGGUUUGAGGUGCUGGGAGUGCCCUUCAGCCUGCAGCUGUGGGACACAGCUGGCCAGGAGCGCUUCAAGUGUAUUGCCUCCACCUACUACCGGGGAGCACAAGCCAUUGUGAUUGUCUUCGAUGUCAACGAUGUGGCAUCCCUGGAGCACACGCGGCAGUGGCUGGCUGACGCCCUGAAGGAGAACGACCCGUCCAACGUGAUCCUCUUCUUGGUGGGCUCCAAGAAGGAUCUGAGUACACCGGCACAGUACAGCAUGAUGGAGAAGGAUGCCCUCAAGGUGGCCCAGGAGAUGCAGGCGGAGUACUGGGCUGUCUCCUCACUCACUGGGGAGAACGUGAAGGAUUUCUUCUUCCGCGUGGCGGCCCUGACCUUCGAGAGCAAUGUGCUGGCUGAGCUGGAGCGCAGCAACACCCGCAAGAUCGGCGACACCGUGCGCAUCAGCAGCAACGAGAGCGACCUGUACCUGUCGGCGCCAC